Messenger RNA from Arachis duranensis, 1641 nucleotides. RefSeq lists its product as uncharacterized. The record is from RefSeq and is a predicted model, not a curated record. Bases 1 to 1641 code for a protein of 546 amino acids. The transcript has a single exon. NCBI's taxonomy places the organism in Eukaryota, Viridiplantae, Streptophyta, Magnoliopsida, Fabales, Fabaceae. Gene Ontology annotation, molecular function: zinc ion binding; nucleic acid binding.
AUGAGUGAGAGAGUGACGGUGCCCGGUGAAACGACUUCCCAAGAGGAAGACUUGAUGAACCACAGCACUAAAAAGGUCAAACCUAACGGGGAUGAAGUGCUACUAGACGUAGAGACAGAGGAGAACGGAAGAUCAGGGGACAUUGAUCUGCAACCUAUGAAUGGUUCCCCAAGUUUUGAGAGUAGCCAGGAGAAGGAACAGAAGGUACCAUCCGGUUUUGAAAAAGGAGUGACCUCGUCAAAGCUGAAGUCAAACGGUGGAAGCAGAGUAUGUGAAGUCUCUUAUAAGGAUAGACUCUUGAUGGGAGGUGCGGGAACGUCUCUUUCACUGGAGGAAAUUGUUCAGAUGGUAGCGGAGGACUAUAUGUUGGAGGAGGUCUCUAAAGAUGGUGUCGGCAGAGCAGCUCCCUUCAAUCCAAAGCCAGAGGUUGAGGUGAGUUUGGCAGAGUAUGACGAAUGGUGUCGUCCAUGGAAGCUUUCUCUUAUUGUCAAGGUACUCGGUAAGAAUAUUGGAUUUCGAUCUAUGGACUCGUGGGUUCACCGUUUUUGGUCUAAGAACGGGAAUGUGAAGGUAAUUGAUCUGACUGGAGAGUUCUUCCUGGUGCACUUUGACAACGAAGGUGACUAUAAACACGCGCUCUUUGAAGGGCCGUGGCAGGUGGCAGGGCACUACCUGUUAGUACAAAGAUGGAGGCCGUUGUUUCAACCGUCAGAGGAUGGGAUGCAAAAAUUAGCGGUAUGGGUGAGAAUUCCAGAGCUGCCAGUUGAACUCUACACCUAUCACUUCCUAUGGCGGGCAGGUGAAAAGAUUGGAACAAUGUUGAAAAUUGAUCAAACUACUUCUAUACACUCUAGGAGAAAGUUUGCCCGCUUAUGUGUGGAGGUGGAUCUGCGAAACCAGCUUGUCCCAGCUAUAAAAGUUCUCGGAAAGGAGUUUAAGGUAGAGUACGAAGGUCUCCAUCUUAUCUGCUUUGGUUGCGGUAAGUAUGGGCAUAUAAUUGAUGGUUGCUCAGAGAGUAGGCGACCGGAGAAGGAGAGCAGAGAAGCUACAAUGGAGGGUAGUAAGGUCCUCGGGGAUCCUCGAGAUGCAACAAUGGCGAUUAUUGCGGACAAGUCGAAUUUAACUAUUCCUUAUCCAUCUCAACCGUCGCCUAAUGUGUUGGAACAAAAUCCUGUGGCUCAGGGAAUUUUAAAUUUGAUGGCAAGAGCUGAUUCUUCAGGAGUGUUUGGGCCAUGGAUGUUGGCUAAGAAACCCCAGCGCAGAUUUAAUCAAAGCAACGGUAAUGUUGGGACCUCAAUCCAGACAGGUAACCCAAUUGGGUCAGGUUCACGUUUUCAAUCUUUGGAAUAUGUAGAACAAGAGGAGUCCAAUAUGAAAGCACAUGUUCAUAAAGAAGGUUUUCUAUCAAAUAAGCACUCAGUACAAGCGGGAAAGACUAAGAAGCUAGAGCUGCCCAAACACACCUCCUCCUCUAAGAGCAGGCUAGCUGGGCCGAAAGGUACUUCUAAAACCCAAGAAGGGAGGAGUUCUCGUGAAAAGGAGGGUGGAGCAAAGAGUACUGAGGAAUCAUUGGUAAAAGGAAAAGAGGUAGUGGAGGGGAUCUCUAAAGUUAACUUGGAGCGAAAAAAUACAGAGUACUAG